AUGCCGUCCCCAAGCUACGUCCUGGUCACCGGAGCCACCGGCUUCAUUGGCAGCCAUGUCGUCGACACUCUGCUUCGCCAAGGCUUCAGAGUCCGCGGCUCUGCCCGCUCCAAAGCCAAAGCCGAUGACAUGCUCGCUGCCCGCCCGCAAUGGAAAGACCGACUAGACUUCGUCGAGGUGGCUGAUUUCGAGGGAAAGACGGACCUUACCGACGCGGUCAAGGAUGUUGAUGGGAUAAUACAUGUCGCCAGUCCCUUCAACUAUAACAUUACCAGCAAUGAGCAAGAGCUCGUCCUCCCCGCCAUCAACGGCGUCCGUGCCAUUCUCUCCGCCGCGGCCCAGAAUCCCAAAGUCCAGCGCAUCGUCCUCACUUCGUCCUUUGCCGCCGUCGUCGACAUCGCUAGCGCCGCAGGGCCCGGCUUCACCUACAACAGCACCCACUGGAACCCGCUGACCUACGCCGAGUCCAUCGCGCCCGACACCACCACCGUCGUCGCCUAUCGCGGCUCCAAGAAGUUCGCCGAGCUUGAAGCCUGGCAAUACAUCGAGAAGCACCACCCGCACUUCGAUCUCGUCACCCUCUGCCCCCCCAUGGUCUUCGGCCCCGUCGCCCAUCCCGUCGCCAGCCCCGCAGCGCUCAACGAGUCCAACGCUCAGCUCUGGUCCGUCCUCGACAGCGCUAAGCCCCUGCCCGAAGUGCGUGUUCCGCUUUGGAUUGACGUGAGGGACCUGGCCCUCGCCCAUGUCAACGCCUUGCUCCGCGAUGCUGCCGGCGGCAAGCGCUAUACCCCCGUCAGCCCACAGCAUUUCUCCUUCGGCCUGAUCGCGCGUAUUGUGCGCGAACGGUUCCCGGGUAAGGCGCGGUCGCCGGGGACGGAGCCGGCGGCGGACGAGACGCUGCCGGGGCCGAGCUACGGGCUGGAUGGAGAGACGGCGGGGAGGGAGCUGGGCAUCGAGUACAGGCCGUUUGAGAACACUGUGGUGGAUUUGUUGCGGCAGAUGGAGGCGUUGGAGGCGGCUGGGUCACGGUGA
Molecule: messenger RNA, 1032 nt
Organism: Diplodia corticola
Lineage: Eukaryota; Fungi; Ascomycota; Dothideomycetes; Botryosphaeriales; Botryosphaeriaceae
Product: 3-beta hydroxysteroid dehydrogenase isomerase family protein
Exons: 3
Coding region: 1-1032 (343 amino acids)
Molecular function (GO): oxidoreductase activity, acting on the CH-OH group of donors, NAD or NADP as acceptor
Source: RefSeq, a predicted model, not a curated record